This is a messenger RNA of Glycine soja, 957 nucleotides long. Its product is annotated as thaumatin-like protein 1. Gene Ontology annotation, biological process: defense response. Gene Ontology annotation, cellular component: extracellular region. Lineage: Eukaryota; Viridiplantae; Streptophyta; Magnoliopsida; Fabales; Fabaceae. The transcript is spliced from 2 exons. The coding region runs from base 86 to 808 and encodes 240 amino acids. The record is from RefSeq and is a predicted model, not a curated record.
CUUUCUAUGUUUCAGUCUUCCUCUAUAAAUCUUUUCUCUUCCCAAAUUUCUACCGUAUCUAAUUUGAAGUUGAAGGUAGUUUUCCAUGGCAAAGAACGUCUCUCUGAAUCUUUUUCUUCCCAUGCUGCUGCUAUGUGCAGGAGUGCAAUCUGACGUGACUUUCACUUUCGAGAACUUAUGCUCGGACACCCUGUGGCGCGCCUCAAACCCUAGCAUCGGAGACUUGGAGCCAGACCUUCCCCGCGACACCUACGAGAUAUUCAACAUGGACGACCACUACAGCGGCUCCAUCUGGGUUCGAACCGGUUGCUCCACCAACGCAUCGAACUACUUCUCGUGCGAAACCGGCGACUGUGGCAACGGGAUCAUGGAGUGUGCAGGCCUCAACCCCUCAUUCCCAAUAACCCAAUUAAACUUCGUUGUGAACAACCCUAUUGUGUCCUACGAAGUGAGCUUGAAGCAUGGCCAAAACAUGUUGGUUCGAAUCAAACCAAAUGGUGGAACCCUCGUGGACGGUUCAGGGCCAUGCCCUAUGGUGGAUUGCAACAAAGAGCUUUCUAGUGUGUGCCCUUUGGAUUUGAUUGCUGGGAACAAGAAUGACCAAUAUGUGGGAUGUAAUAGUCCUUGUGAUGGGUAUAAGGACCCUAAAUAUUGUUGCAAUGGCAAUGGUUGCCAACCGGAUGAGAUUUCCGUGAAGUACAAAGGGCUUUGUCCGUUUGCUCAUACUUACCCUGGGGACAAUCAACCUCCGAUUUAUCAGUGUAAAGGGGCUGAUAGUUAUGAUAUAACCUUUUGUCCUGCCCUUUAGAUUGUGGAAACGUUUGUUGCAUUUUCAUUGUCAUAAUGUUCGUGGCUGAGGAUUCAAAGUGUAUUUGUAAUGCAGCCAUUAGAUACUUAUCAGUGAGGAAUCCAUAAUAAAGCAAAAAUGGAAGAAAAUUGUAUUAUCAUUUCAACUUA